Molecule: messenger RNA, 2441 nt
Organism: Brienomyrus brachyistius
Lineage: Eukaryota; Metazoa; Chordata; Actinopteri; Osteoglossiformes; Mormyridae
Product: elongation of very long chain fatty acids protein 4-like
Exons: 7
Coding region: 249-1172 (307 amino acids)
Biological process (GO): fatty acid elongation, saturated fatty acid; sphingolipid biosynthetic process; fatty acid elongation, monounsaturated fatty acid
Cellular component (GO): endoplasmic reticulum membrane; endoplasmic reticulum
Molecular function (GO): fatty acid elongase activity
Source: RefSeq, a predicted model, not a curated record
ACCAGCGGGAGGGGUUGGCUGUAGUUUAGCAGCGCACGCAUGCGCCGUACUCGCCUCACCGGGGUAGUGUAGCAGCUCACGCCUGUACGGUGCGCGUUUCGCCGAGGUGCAGAUAGCAGAGGGACCGUCACGCUGUGUAAUCGCUGCGUACCGGCGGCUGAUGUUCACCUUUAAACGAAGACAUCAAGUUCCUCUGCGGCAGGUAACGCAAGACAGGGAAACCACACGGAUAAGAAAAAGAAAAAUCUAUGAACAUGGACAGAAUAACACAUUUUGUAAAUGACACUGUAGGAUUCUACCAGUGGAGUCUUACCAUUGCAGAUAAGCGUGUGGAGAAAUGGCCUUUGAUGGACUCACCCCUACCAACACUGGCCAUCAGCUUCCUCUAUUUGCUUUUCCUCUGGAUGGGACCGAAGUUCAUGCAGCACCGGGAGCCUUUCCAGCUGAGGAAGACACUCAUCUUCUACAACUUCAGUAUGGUUGUGCUCAACUUCUACAUUUGCAAAGAGCUUUUUCUUGGCUCACGAGCAGCUGGGUACAGCUACCGCUGCCAACCAGUCAACUACUCAAGUGACAUGAAUGAAGUGAGGAUAGCAUCGGCGCUGUGGUGGUACUACAUCUCCAAAGGUGUGGAGUACCUGGACACGGUCUUCUUCAUCCUGCGCAAGAAAUUCAACCAAGUCAGCUUUCUGCACGUGUACCAUCACUGUACCAUGUUCCUGCUCUGGUGGAUCGGCAUCAAGUGGGUGGCGGGGGGGCAGUCUCUCUUCGGGGCUCACAUUAACGCAGCCAUUCACGUCCUCAUGUACUUGUACUAUGGCCUGGCUGCUUUUGGACCCAAGAUCCAGAAGUUUCUGUGGUGGAAGAAGUACCUGACCAUCAUCCAGAUGAUCCAGUUCCACGUUACGAUCGGACACGCUGCCCAUUCUCUCUAUAUCGGCUGCAACUUCCCCCACUGGAUGCACUGGGCCCUGAUCGGUUACGCCAUCACCUUCAUCAUCCUCUUCGCUAACUUCUAUUAUCAAACAUACCGGCGGCACCAGCCGUGUCGGGACGGAUCCCCAAGCGGCACCAAGGCCAACGGUGUCUCUAUGACAACCAACGGGCUGCACAAGAAGGAGGUGAUGAAGAAUGGGGGGAAGCUGAAGAAAGGGAAAUCAAAGCAUGAGUGAAAUGAGUAGGAUUGGACAGGCCUGGUUGGGGAGACCAGAUGGAUGGUAGCUUUGUGAGAAGAGAGGAUGUGGAUGAAUGUGGUAAGGGGCCCCACCUCUGCUGCCCCUACAUAAAUGUAACUUUUUGUGGAUGAGGGAUUAGUAUUGUCUUGGGGGGGGGGGGGGGCGUACUCCUAACACCAGUGUCAUACAAACAAUACCGGGCUCUUCCUGAUGAGGGGUCCUCCCUCUUCAUGGUAGCAUAAGGCCUGAGUCCAGGAGAUGUUUAGCAGAGUUGGGGAAUGACCACCGCGUUCCUUGGCCUCUUUUCCAUAUCUCCACAACCCUCUGGGCUCGGAUCUUCUCUCAGGCUUUUACAUAUUUGGAUCUCACGAAUCAGUCGGUGAUGGUUUCAAGGGGUCUUACCUUAAUGGUCGUGUGAGAAUCGGCACACUGGUCAGGCACGUGCCUCACAGCCCAGGUGUGCCGUGGUUGGAACGGUUAAGCAGUAUCAUCUAGCUACAGCCCAAAACUAUUUAAGUGUGACACUCUUUGGCCUCUGGCAAGCAAGGUUAUGUCAGUUAACCGCAUCAAAUUUAUGAAUAAAUAGUGUGACUAUGUUGAUCUGCAACCUCCCUCUACUCCCAUUCUGAGUUUUUUUUUCCUGACAUACCUUUUCAGGUUUUGUAUUCAGUUAAUGUCAUGAAGUCUAGCCAACAUACAUUAGCUGUAUGUUUAAAUAUUUUAGAUAUUCUGGAUGAACAUUAAAUGGAACAACAGUUAAUUGCCCCACAGUUGAAGUAAAGAAUCUCUUUACUACUAAUAUCCUUCUUCUUGCAAAUUGUCAACAAAUGCAAUAUAGUGGAAGCCAUGACAUUUAUUGCAUCGAAAAAUAUCCACUAUUAUUACGAUAAUGAACAUGUACACCAUUUAGUCUUUUAUAAAAUCAAAACGUUUGAUCUUGAUUUAAGUAUUAAGCAUUAUUAUGCAUUCUUCAGAUAAUCUGACACCAGAUGAAAUCAUAAAUGAUCCAUGUACAAGCCGGUGUACUUUUUGGGGAACUUUACUAUGCAGUAUGAUGGGAUGUAAUUUCCGAGCUGUAGUCUUCAUUGACAGCUUUUGGUACCCAGGUUAUGCUUAAUUUUUAACGGGAAUUUUAAUUUCAUGCAGCAGCAAAACACAAGGACUAUAAUCACAUCCCUUAUUCUACAUUUACAAGAUAAAGAUUUGACUUGACCCAUGACAUAUAUUUUAUGCUGCAGAUUCAGUAAAAACACCAAAAUUCUGUUA